AACAGUCCAAGGAGAGUGCUUCUGCGGAGACGUCCUGCUUAUACUUACUCCAACGCCGGUCUCCUCUCACCGUCUCCUCUCCUUCAUCUCCCCGCAAGCCCGAACCGGCGCAGCCAUGUUCUCGACCCUUCCGUCGUCGCUGUUGCUCGCUGUCUCCGCCGCGCUCUCCUUUGUUCAAGUGGGCGCCCAGUCGACAUCUGGGUCUACAACCGUCCAGGUCACGAUCUCUGGGUCCUCAAGCUUUGGCACGACCGUGCCGCCUUCUAGUAGCGCGAGCGCGAACGGGAGCGGCUCGCUGAGCGGGUCCGCGACCAGCACAGCGUCCUUGCCGAGUUUCAGCGGGUACUCAGCCUGCGUCGACAAUUGCAUCGACUCCGCCGUCGCAUUCACGGGCUGCUCGAGCGUCGCUGACGUCGACUGCUUCUGCGGGGGCACCAACUCUACCGCGUUCGCCCAGAACCUGACAUCCUGCAUGGCGAAUUACUGCCCAAGCAGCAUCGGCUCCGCAGAGUCGCUCGCGAACCAGUUCUGCGCAGUCGCUUCGCCCAGCACGUCCAUCAGCUUCGCGACCACGUCCCUCCCAUCGACGACCAGCGCCUCCGCUACCAACACGUCGAGCUCUGCGUCCCGCUCUGCGUCUCGCUCUGCCACCUCUAGCUCGACAUCCGCCUCCGCCACUACCAGCACGAGCGCGGGGAUGCGGCUAGGCGCAGAUAGCAAGGUGGUUGUCACCAUGGCAGCUGGGCUGGUCAUGGCGGCGCUGGGCGUGCUCAGCGCAUUAUGAGACUGCAUAUCGGACAGAUUCUGGGGCUUGGACAUGGACAGUAACAUUUUACAUAUAGCUUUAUUUAAUGGAACGUCCCUUCGGUCGAGACACACGUCGCUGCAGAAGAGCGGAUACCCCUGUAAUACUAUACCUGCGGAUCGGGACUGUAGGGUCGCAGAUCACAGUGACAUGCCUGAAGAUGCAGCAGAGAGUAAGCAUU
Messenger RNA from Rhodofomes roseus, 986 nucleotides. RefSeq lists its product as uncharacterized. The record is from RefSeq and is a predicted model, not a curated record. The transcript is spliced from 4 exons. The coding region runs from base 116 to 784 and encodes 222 amino acids. Lineage: Eukaryota; Fungi; Basidiomycota; Agaricomycetes; Polyporales; Fomitopsidaceae.